GACAUUUAACUAUCGUCAAAAGUACGGAAAGAGAAUUUUAAAUUUUACUAGAUAAAUUCAUUUUACUGCGCUACCGUGCCGGUCCAAAAAUUAUACUAAUUGAAAUCAGUUAGUUUUUAGGUAUUUUAUGUACUUUGAUAAUAAACGGCUUUGGGGUUAUUAUAACCUAUAAAUUAUGAAAAGAGGUUUGAAGAUUGCACUUGUCCAGUUGGCAGUGGGAUCUGACAAGGCUAAGAAUGUUGCAGCUGCGGUUCAGGAGAUUCACAAGGCCAAAGAAAAGGGAGCUCAGCUUGUAGCACUGCCUGAAUGUUUUAACUCUCCUUAUGGCACUAAGUACUUCGAAGAGUAUGCAGAGGAAGUGCCUUCUGGCGAAACCAGCCGGGCAUUGUCUAAGGCUGCGGCGGAGGCAGGCGUGUGUGUGGUGGGAGGGACUGUGCCCGAGCGAUGUGGGUCGCGAUUGUAUAACACCUGUGCCGUGUGGGACUCCAACGGGAAGCUGCUCGCGCAACACAGGAAGAUACAUUUGUUCGACAUAGAUAUUCCUAAUAAGAUAACGUUCAAAGAGUCGGAGGUGCUGUCGCCGGGCGAUCAGCUCACCACGUUCCAGUUCAACGGCAUCAAGAUCGGGCUCGGCAUCUGCUACGACCUGCGCUUCUGCGAGAUGGCACAUAUCAUGGCUAAAGAAGGAUGUUCCCUGUUAAUAUACCCGGGCGCAUUCAACAUGACCACGGGCCCCAAGCACUGGCAGUUGCUGGCCCGCGCCCGGGCGGUCGACAACCAACUGUGGGUGGCGCUAGUGAGCCCGGCCCGGGACCAAACCGCCUCCUAUGUGGCGUGGGGCCACUCCCUACUCGUCGACCCGUGGGGCGCCGUUACUGGCCAACUGGAACAUGUGCCUGAUGCUCUGCAUGCCACGAUAGAUCUUAAUACAGUCGAGGAAGUUAGAAGUCAAAUUCCUAUCCGGAUGCAGAGAAGAACUGAUAUAUAUGAUACCGUCAAAAAGUCCAAGCAGUAA
Molecule: messenger RNA, 1015 nt
Organism: Chilo suppressalis (striped riceborer)
Lineage: Eukaryota; Metazoa; Arthropoda; Insecta; Lepidoptera; Crambidae
Source: the annotation of a GenBank genome assembly